This is a messenger RNA of Drosophila guanche, 597 nucleotides long. It is a transcript of the gene ODA-Dnal1, whose product is annotated as dynein light chain 1, axonemal. Gene Ontology annotation, molecular function: protein kinase binding. Gene Ontology annotation, cellular component: cytoplasm. The transcript has 3 exons. The record is from RefSeq and is a predicted model, not a curated record. NCBI's taxonomy places the organism in Eukaryota, Metazoa, Arthropoda, Insecta, Diptera, Drosophilidae. Bases 30 to 596 code for a protein of 188 amino acids.
AUAAAAGUGAAAAUUUUUAAAGCUUAGGCAUGUCCAAAGCAACCACAAUUAAGGAGGCUCUCAAACGUUGGGAGGACCGUGAGCAGCAGAAUUCUCUGACAGCCAAGGACAUUGAUUUGCAGUUCCAGUGGCCGCCCAUUGAGAAAAUGGACACCACACUGGGCACCCUGGUGCAGUGCGAGCGCAUUAGCAUGUCCACGAAUAUGAUUGAGAAAAUCUUUGGUUUGUCGGGGAUGAAGUGCCUCAAGGUGUUGUCCCUGUCGCGAAAUUAUAUCAAGCAGAUAUCGGGUCUGGAAGCCGUUGCCGAGACUCUCGAGGAGCUGUGGCUCAGCUACAAUCUCAUAGAGAAAAUCAAGGGCCUCACCACGCUCAAGUGCCUAAAGGUGCUGUACAUAAGCAACAAUUUGAUCAAGGAUUGGUCCGAGUUCAAUCGCCUGGCCGAGAUAGAGUCGCUGGAGGAUCUGGUUGUUGUGGGUAAUCCCCUCUCCGAGGGCCUGGACGAUGCCUCGUGGCGUGUGGAGUGCAUCAAACGGCUGCCCACCAUACGCAAGCUGGAUGGCGAGCCCGUGGUGCUCAAUGAUGAGCCGCAGCUGUAAU